Tuber melanosporum (Perigord truffle) is the source of this 4076-nucleotide messenger RNA. RefSeq lists its product as uncharacterized. Bases 1 to 3966 code for a protein of 1321 amino acids. The record is from RefSeq and is a predicted model, not a curated record. The transcript is spliced from 6 exons. NCBI's taxonomy places the organism in Eukaryota, Fungi, Ascomycota, Pezizomycetes, Pezizales, Tuberaceae.
AUGUCCCACCGCCUGCGUCGAACGGGUCCCGGGGGUUCACAACGCUCAAGGCAAUCAGUCCUGGUGACCGCUGACGAUGCUUACACCUAUGCCCUCCGCUGCGCUUACCUGGCCUACCUGCUCCAGCCUCGUCCUAGGCGGCAGGUCCCCGCUCCCGCCCCUCCACAGAUCCAUCGUUCAUCGACCAGCUUCCACGAGUUGAUGCGGGAUUUCUCUAGCCACACGAGCCGAGGAUCGAAGGGAAACAAGUUUCCUAAAGGCUUUCUACCCGCCCUUCAGCCGAGGCUAGAAGGUGUGGUUAUGGGAAGGGAGUUUGGUGCCGAAUACAAAGAUGCUGCUGUGAAGCGAACAUUCGGAGCCUUCUACGCCGCUUUCAGGGAGCCUCGUUUCUAUGAGGGAGUAGCGAAGUCUCGACGGGCUGAGGACUUAGUCUUGAUCUUUUACUCCUCGGCUACUAAGGAAUUGCAGAAGGUCAAGCAAGAUGAUUCAUGGAAAUGGCUGACGGACCGCCAUGUUGCAUUAUUCGUGAGGCUUAUGUACAGCGUCCUUAAGGAUAAGGAUUGGAUCGGGAGUUACCCCGAAUUGGCGUCACAAUUAGCCACUUUGGAAUCUAAGCUGCUUCAACAUGAUCAGAACCUGGCUGAGGAGACCCCGCGGACUUCGACGGCGAUGGUCGCGGGCCCCCCGGCACCCUUGAGCUACAACGUCAAUGACAUGCCCCUGGUGAAGGUGGUAGCUAGGGUUUUCGGUGUAUCUCUGCAAACAUGUCAGCAAGACAUUAACAUGAAUAAGCCCAUUUGGACGGAGAAGGCAGCCCUCAUGGAUAUGAAGGCAUAUAGUAAUAACUUAAGUCUCGGCAAUACUAGACGGACAUUGCGGAGUGACGAUUUUGAUACGGAUGAAGCAUGGGAAGCGUGGCGGAGGUUAGAGACACCGGCUCUCUCCCAGAUCAUGCUCGGAAUUGUACAGUCAAACCCUUCGGAGCUUGCGAAAACGACUUCUGGUCCGAGCCCGAUUACGGCUCGACCACAGUCUUUGCAGCAAAGCAGUGCAUAUCCCUAUCAUGACCUUUCACGCUCAUCCACAUCGUCGGAUGCAUCUUCUUCUUUGUACGGCUAUGACUACCCGGCCGACAUGGGAAAUUUCGAUGUGUCCUCUCCUGUCGCUGAUGACACGCUUGACACGCCGUAUACCUAUAUUCCACCGGACCCUCGAGUCUAUUUUCGCCACGUGGUUGAAAAGUGCCUUUCGUACGACCUUCGGGAUCCUGAUGCUCUUCCGAUGGACAUCCCAGGGGCUGAUCCUACAGUACUUCUUUCGAAGAGCUCAUUGGAUCUUUUGAGUGAGUGUUGUACACGCUGGCGCAUUCCACAGUUUUCUAGAUCAAUCUUGUUCUUGGAUGCUAUCCGGAAGUUUUAUCAGGACCAAGACAUCGACCUUGUUACUUUGGAUACCGCUUGGCUAUAUGCUAAGGGGUCCACCGAUUUUGAUUGGCGAACUUGGACGGUAGCGGAUCAAAACCUCUAUCGCCAGAUAUUGUCAUCUAUCCAUGGUAGCCUCCUCGGAGAUCUCUAUGAUCUUCUCCAACAUGCAUUUGACCCAAAAACUAAGCCCAUUGGGCGGGUUAUGUAUAUUCUAAACCAGCACAUAUACGAGGACCCAUUAUUCACAUCGAGUAGCUUGGAAAGCUACAUUGAACAAUUGAAAGAUGGGUUACGGAAUAAGGCAUCUGAAGUACUCAAGGAAAUUGUUAGCGAGCUACCCCAGGAUAGAAACGAGUUGGAUCCGUUUCACCUGGUUGAAUUGACUCAGAAAAUUGUUAAGCUAGCGGAGAAAAUUAACAAACGCUUUAAAGAACCUAUCAUGGGGUCCGUGGAUCCAAUGGUGAUAUUUGUUGAGGUUGUGUUUCCAGAAUAUGCUGCUGUUGCACGGGAUGUAGUUCUUGGGAUUAUGCAGGCGUACCAAGAAAAGAACCAAGAGGUGGAGAUCGAAGACGGAUUCGAUCUUUACAGGGAGCUAUCGGAGAUUCGCCGAAUCUAUGGAGACAUGUUUCCCAAAAACAAAUUCCCAAUUCAUCUUGAAGAUUUUCUAGCAGACUUUGUGUGGCGCUGGAUUAAGAAUACUGAUGCCAAAGUGAUCGGCUGGGUUGAUGAAGCUAUCAAGCACGAUGACUUUAUUAUAAGGAUUCGUGAGGAGCAAGGGCGCGAGCCCACGGAUGAUGAACGCCACACAAUGUCUGUAGUGGAUAUUUUCCGCUCGCUGAAUCAGACGGUCGAUUACAUCAAGAAGCUCGAAUGGAAGGACGACGUUCAGCAUGGGAAAUUCAUGACGGCUUUAGCCAAGACCCUUGGCAGUGGAAUUGCCAGAUACUGUGAAGUGUUAGAAAAGCUGUUUACCUUUGAAAUGGAUAGACAAACUCCGGAACAGGAAGCCGCAGCGCGCCAAACAAGGCAGCAAAGAUGGAUGGCUAUGGCGCGAGACGCGUGGAGUAAUAAGGAUAAAAUUGAGCCAUUCCAAUUUGCUCCAGAGUCGUGUACAAAACUCAAUAAUGUUGAAUUCGCCCUUCAACAGCUUGAUAAGUUGGAGCACACUGUCAAUGUUGACGGGGUUGCAGCAACACUUGCAAGACACUCUCCACCCGUUACUCAACAAAGAAAGAAAUCCAGUAACUAUGUUUUUACUAUCAAGAUCGUGGAGGCUGAAGACCUGAAAGCUAUGGAUAUUAAUGGCUUCAGCGAUCCUUACGUAGUUUUGGGCGACGAAUAUCAGAAGCGAUUGGCAAAAACUAGAGUCAUAUACAGCAACCUCAACCCGAGGUGGGAAGAGACAGUGGAUAUUACUACACAGGGGCAGAUUUGGUUGACAGCGACGGUGUGGGAUUGGGAUACUGUCGGAGACCAUGACUGUGUUGGGAGAACUAGUAUUAAGCUGGACCCAUCCAACUUCGGGGAUUUCCUGCCAAAGGAAUACUGGCUUGAUCUGGAUACUCAAGGAAGGCUUUUGCUGAGGGUUAGUAUGGAAGGUGAACGAGAUGACAUUCAGUUUUGCUUCGGAAGAGCGUUCAGGACACUGAAGAGAACUGAAAGGGACAUGACACGGCAGAUUACAGAUAAGUUGUCUGCAUAUAUCCAUCACUGCCUCUCGCGCUCUGCUCUGAAGAGUGUACUUUCUAAAGGGUAUAGCAUAUCAGCAGUCUCCAACUUAUUUAGUCGUACAGGGCUGGGUGGUAAUCGCCCACCGUCAACCGAAUUUCGCAAUCUUGAAUCAAAACUAACUAGUGCUGCCUUGACUUUGGUAAUGUCUAAGCUGUGGAAAGAGGUUUUGGUUACUAUUGAAGGCCUGCUUGUGCCCACGCUUUCAGAUAAACCAUCUCAACAAAAACAGUUAUCUCCACAAGAGACCGAGACGGUCUUUAAAUGGUUACAGCUCAUGUUCGACUUCUUCCACGCUGUGGACGAACAUACAGGCGAAGCAACCGGUGUCCCAAUAGACGUCCUCAAAUCCCCAAAAUACCACGAACUCCAAUCCCUAAACUUCUUCUACUUCGAAUCAACCGACAACCUAAUUCGCACAUCAGAACGCAUGGCCAAUGCCUCCGCGGCCCGUCAACAGCAGGCCCGCCAGAAGUUGAUAGAAAAGAAUAAUCCGGCACCCACAAGCUUUGGCGGAUUCCUCGGAGUCCCAGGCGCGAAGCGCACGAAAUCUGUUUUGAUGAGUAGAAACCUGGGUACUAUGCGGAAAGCAAAGGAAGAGAAACGCAGAGAAGCCCAAGCUGAGCCCAACGAUGAUAUGAUUUUACGAAUCCUACGUAUGAGGCCGGAGGCUGUGUCGUACCUCAAAGACCGCAACAGACAGAAGGAGAGGCUCGCUGCUGCGGCGGCGGCCGAAGCGAUCGUUCGUCAGAGUAUGGGUUCCGGUGGGGGGAGGAUGGGAACGAUGGUCCCUGGUGGCCCUUCUAGAAGGUGAUUUUAGGCUUUUUUUUUCUUCGAUAGUGCUGGGGAGUUAUAUUCUUAAUGUCCACUCUACUCGAGUACACUACCCUGCUCUACUCGUUGGCGUUAGUUAUCUGGCUUGGC